This is a messenger RNA of Orcinus orca (killer whale), 12104 nucleotides long. It is a transcript of the gene ACACA, whose product is annotated as acetyl-CoA carboxylase alpha. Lineage: Eukaryota; Metazoa; Chordata; Mammalia; Artiodactyla; Delphinidae. The transcript is spliced from 57 exons. Gene Ontology annotation, molecular function: metal ion binding; ATP binding; acetyl-CoA carboxylase activity. The record is from RefSeq and is a predicted model, not a curated record. Gene Ontology annotation, biological process: fatty acid biosynthetic process. Bases 2640 to 9869 code for a protein of 2409 amino acids.
AUCCGGGACCGGGAGAGGCUGGGCCCCGGGGAGGGGCGGCGGCUGCGAGGGGCCGCCUCCCAUCUUCCGCUGCACGCGGCCCGGACUCCAUCCCGUCCGGACCCGGUGCUUGGCAGCCCAGCCCUCCCCGCAGUUCUGGGGCCUCGAGUUCCCCUCUGGGGAGACCUGGGGGGCCUGGGGUCUCCGGGCGUGGGAACUCAGACCCCGGAACUGGGAGGCGUACAGCCCAGGGCCUCUAGGAAGGGGCUGGUGCGACUGCCUGGAGCGGGUCCCCUCAUCCUCCCGCCCCAGCCCCGGCGUGGUCUGAUCCCUUCCAGACCCCUGUCUCUAAUGGGACCCUGCGCUCGGGAAAGGGAGAAGGACCCACGUGGGAGGGGGAUGUUGAGGGUUGGGUUCAGUUGCGCUGGAACUCUGCCUCUUUUGCAGAGUGAGGUGUGGGGUGCAGAGACCCGGGCUUCUGUUGCUCUCGCUGUGUCUUUGUAUCGUGGUGGGAGCCAGGGCCGGACGAGGUGUCCCUUGCCAGUUCCUGCUCCCAGGGUUUUAUUAUGUUUUCUGUGUGGGACGUAGUAAAGGUACAUGCCUGCUCUUAACUCUAUCCCUCACCUUUGCCAUACUUACCAAGGGAAGCUAUCGGAGAUAGGACGUCGCAAGGUGGUGUGAGGCUAAUGAUUCCAGAGGAAAACGUGCCUGAAGGUCUUGCCCGGGUCAGCGCCAACAUUAUUUUUGGAUUUGGACGCGGGAAGGUGGCCGCUAGCCGACACUUGGAAUCAGCUCUAAAUAUCAGGGACUCCAAGUAGGCCUUGUGGGUUUUAUAGAAACAAGUAAGAAUAAGCUAAAAACUGCUCAGGUUGCCGAAAUACUUUAACUUUAGGUGUUUUUGUUUGGGGGUUUAAGAUUGAAAUCAAAAGACCCCAGGAAUUCCUGAUUCCAUUUCUCCUUAAGCAGUGUUUCAGUAAUUUCCCAAUGUGUGAAACAAACCUAAUAGCCUAGUCUUGAGUCUCAGAAGUUGGUCCCCCUUGACUCUGUUUUCAUUCUUUUUUUCCCUCCCAGUCCACAGUGCAGAUUGAGAAGCAUGCUUUGGUUACAUGCUUUCUUCUUCCUGGGGGGUGGGGGGGUAGGAAUUCUCUGCUUUGUCUCUUGCUUCUUGGUGGGGAUGCCUUGGAUGUCUGUGAGGAGAAGGCUUUCUGUGCUGCCUAUUUGAUAGGCACUUUUUUUUUUUUGUGGUACGCGGGCCUCUCACUGUUGUGGCCUCUCCCAUUGCGGAGCACAGGCUCUGGACACGCAGGCUCGGCGGCCAUGGCUUACAUGCCCAGCCGCUCCGCGGCAUGUGAGAUCUUCCCGGACCGGGGCACGAACCCGUGUCCCCUGCAUUGGCAGGCGGACUCUCAACCACUGCGCCACCAGGGAAGCCCAGGGAAGCCCCUUGAUAGGCACUUUUAAAAAAGCACUGUGGUCUAAUAGAGCAGGAUGCCUGCUUACUACAAAAUAGCAACUCUCUUCUCCUGCCUCGGUUUCCUCAUUUCCAAUAACAGGAGGACUCUUGUGACUCCAAAAAAAUUACCAAACAUUGGAAAAUGGCAUAUGAAAGAUGUCAAAGGCAAAGAAUUUAUGAAGUCCCUUGUGUUUACAUGUUGUAGAAGUUUUGUUUUGAAUUACCAGUGCAGAAUAGAAAUACAUCUAGCAUAAGAUUUAAUUAUUUUUAAAGUUUGAAGAAAUACUGAGAAAUUGUGACAUUUGGCUUAAUGAUCUUAUAGUUCAGAUGACUAGAUUAUGUCAAAGAACUGGCAUUGCGAAAGCCAGCCUUAAAACUCUCUCAUCAGAUCCUUACCUUUUCAAAGUGCUGUGGACAUGGUUCAGGUGUAGAUCACUACGUAACUUUCUAUUUCCUUUUCAGUCAAUGACUAGGAAACUUUUUUAAAAAAAUUAUUUAUUUUUGGCUGCGUUGGGUCUUCCUUGCUGCGCGCAGGCUUUCUCUAGUUGCGGCGAGUCGGGGCUACGCUUCGUUGUGGUGUGUGGGCUUCUCAUUGCAGUGGCUUCUCUUGUUGCAGGGCACGGGCUCUAGGUGCGUGGGCUUCAGUAGUUGCGGCACAUGGGCUCGGUAGUUGUGGCUCAUGGGCUCUAGAGCACAGGCUUGGUAGUUGUGGCACACGGGCUUAGCUGCUCCGCCGGUAUGUGGGAUCCUCCCGGACCAGGGCUCGAACCCGUGUCUCCUGCAUUGGCAGGUGGAUUCUUAACCACUGUGCCACCAGGGAAGCUCUAGGAAACUUUUUUACCUGUCACACAGACUGGUUUAACAGGUCUGGGGCUAGUGGUUUUUUUCUUAAAAAAAAAUUUUUUUUUUGAUAGCUAAUAUCCUAAAAGUCUUGGUUUAGAAAAGAAGUAAAUUAAAAUAAAAGUUAUUGGAAUAAUACAUUGGAAUUUAGUAUUUCUAGUUGGAGGAGUCUUUUUACAAUUCAGAAAAAGGUUUUUAUAUCAUUAUCUAACAUGUUCUUAAAGAUUAAUAAUAACAGCAGAUACACAUCAAGCGUCUUUCCAAGCCCUUAAAACAAUAAGAUUGUGAAGAAGUAAAUGAACACCAAACACUCACUGGCCAAAAAAAAUUUAACUAUUGAGGCUCCGGACGCGCAGGCUCAGCGGCCAUGGCUCACGGGCCUAGCCGCUCCGCGACAUGUGGGAUAUUCCCGGACCGGGGCACGAACCCGUGUCCCCUGCAUCGGCAGGCGGACUCUCAACCACUGCGCCACCAGGGAAGCCCUUCUUUUUGGAGGUGGAUAUCUGCUCAGACAAUAAGAAUUUUAAGAGCUCUGAGAGAUCAUUUUGAAGGAAUAAUGGAUGAACCUUCUUCCUUGGCCAAACCUGUGGAGCUCAACCAGCACUCCCGAUUCAUAAUUGGUUCCGUGUCUGAAGAUAACUCAGAGGAUGAGAUUAGCAACCUGGUGAAGCUGGACCUACUGGAGGAGAAGGAGGGCUCUCUGUCACCAGCCUCUGUCUGCUCAGAUACGCUCUCUGACUUGGGGAUCUCUAGCCUACAGGAUGGCUUGGCCUUACACAUGAGGUCCAGCAUGUCUGGUUUGCACCUAGUAAAGCAAGGUCGAGACCGAAAGAAAAUAGACUCACAGCGAGAUUUCACUGUAGCUUCUCCAGCAGAAUUUGUUACUCGUUUUGGUGGGAAUAAAGUGAUUGAGAAGGUUCUCAUUGCCAACAAUGGCAUUGCAGCAGUGAAAUGCAUGCGGUCUAUCCGCCGGUGGUCUUAUGAGAUGUUUCGAAAUGAACGUGCAAUUCGAUUUGUUGUCAUGGUCACACCUGAAGACCUGAAAGCCAAUGCAGAAUACAUUAAGAUGGCAGAUCAUUAUGUGCCAGUGCCAGGAGGACCAAACAACAACAACUAUGCAAAUGUGGAAUUAAUUCUUGACAUUGCUAAAAGGAUCCCAGUACAAGCAGUUUGGGCUGGCUGGGGUCAUGCUUCUGAGAAUCCUAAGCUCCCAGAACUUCUUUUGAAAAAUGGCAUCGCCUUCAUGGGUCCUCCAAGCCAGGCCAUGUGGGCUUUGGGGGAUAAGAUUGCAUCUUCCAUAGUGGCUCAAACUGCAGGUAUCCCAACUCUUCCAUGGAGUGGCAGUGGUCUUUGUGUGGACUGGCACGAAAAUGAUUUUUCAAAACGUAUCUUAAAUGUUCCUCAGGAACUAUAUGAAAAAGGUUGUGUGAAGGAUGUGGAUGACGGGCUGAAGGCAGCGGAGGAAGUUGGAUAUCCAGUAAUGAUCAAGGCCUCGGAAGGAGGAGGAGGGAAGGGGAUCAGAAAAGUCAACAAUGAAGAUGACUUCCCUAACCUCUUCAGACAGGUUCAAGCUGAAGUCCCUGGAUCUCCUAUCUUUGUGAUGAGACUAGCCAAACAGUCUCGUCAUCUGGAGGUGCAGAUCUUAGCAGAUCAGUAUGGCAACGCUAUCUCUUUGUUUGGUCGUGACUGCUCUGUACAGCGCAGGCAUCAGAAGAUUAUUGAAGAGGCACCUACUGCUAUUGCUACUCCAGCAGUAUUUGAGCAUAUGGAACAGUGUGCGGUGAAACUUGCCAAAAUGGUUGGUUAUGUGAGUGCUGGGACUGUGGAAUACCUCUACAGCCAGGACGGCAGCUUCUACUUUCUGGAACUGAACCCUCGGCUACAGGUGGAGCACCCUUGUACAGAGAUGGUGGCCGAUGUCAACCUCCCUGCGGCACAGCUCCAGAUUGCCAUGGGGAUCCCUUUGUAUAGAAUCAAGGAUAUCCGUAUGAUGUAUGGGGUAUCUCCCUGGGGUGAUGCUCCCAUUGAUUUUGAAAAUUCUGCUCAUGUUCCUUGCCCAAGGGGCCACGUUAUUGCUGCUCGGAUCACUAGUGAAAAUCCAGAUGAGGGUUUUAAGCCCAGCUCAGGAACAGUUCAGGAACUGAAUUUCCGCAGCAAUAAGAACGUUUGGGGCUAUUUCAGUGUUGCUGCUGCAGGGGGACUUCAUGAAUUUGCUGAUUCUCAGUUCGGUCACUGCUUUUCCUGGGGAGAAAACCGAGAGGAAGCAAUUUCAAACAUGGUGGUGGCUUUGAAGGAACUAUCUAUCCGGGGCGACUUUCGAACUACAGUCGAAUACCUGAUCAAAUUGUUGGAGACUGAAAGCUUUCAGAUGAAUAGAAUUGACACUGGCUGGCUGGACAGACUGAUAGCAGAAAAAGUACAGGCAGAGCGACCUGACACCAUGUUGGGAGUUGUGUGUGGGGCUCUGCACGUGGCAGAUGUGAGCCUGCGGAAUAGCAUCUCCAACUUCCUUCACUCCUUAGAGAGGGGUCAAGUCCUUUCUGCUCAUACACUUCUGAAUACAGUAGAUGUUGAACUUAUCUAUGAGGGAGUCAAGUAUGUACUGAAGGUGACGCGACAGUCCCCGAACUCCUACGUGGUGAUCAUGAAUGGCUCAUGUGUGGAAGUAGAUGUGCAUCGGCUGAGUGAUGGAGGACUGCUCUUGUCCUAUGAUGGCAGCAGUUAUACCACAUACAUGAAGGAGGAGGUGGAUAGGUAUCGCAUCACGAUUGGCAACAAAACCUGUGUGUUUGAGAAGGAAAAUGACCCUUCGGUGAUGCGCUCACCUUCUGCUGGGAAGUUAAUCCAGUACAUUGUGGAGGAUGGAGGCCAUGUGUUCGCUGGCCAGUGCUAUGCUGAGAUCGAGGUCAUGAAGAUGGUAAUGACCUUAACAGCUGCAGAGUCUGGCUGUAUCCAUUAUGUCAAGCGGCCUGGAGCAGCUCUUGACCCGGGCUGUGUAAUAGCCAAAAUGCAGCUGGACAACCCCAGCAAGGUCCAGCAGGCUGAGCUUCACACAGGCAGUCUGCCGCGGAUCCAGAGCACAGCACUCAGAGGCGAGAAGCUCCAUCGAGUAUUCCACUAUGUCCUGGAUAAUUUGGUCAACGUGAUGAAUGGAUACUGCCUUCCAGAUCCUUUCUUUAGCAGCAGGGUAAAAGACUGGGUUGAACGGUUGAUGAAGACCCUCAGAGAUCCCUCCUUGCCUCUCCUAGAACUGCAAGAUAUCAUGACCAGUGUCUCUGGUCGUAUCCCCCCCAAUGUGGAGAAGUCUAUCAAGAAGGAAAUGGCUCAGUAUGCUAGCAACAUCACAUCAGUCCUCUGUCAGUUUCCCAGCCAGCAGAUUGCCAACAUCCUAGAUAGCCACGCAGCUACAUUGAACCGGAAAUCUGAACGGGAAGUCUUCUUCAUGAACACUCAGAGCAUUGUCCAGCUGGUGCAGAGGUACCGCAGUGGUAUCCGAGGCCACAUGAAGGCUGUGGUGAUGGACCUGCUGCGGCAGUACCUGCGAGUAGAGACGCAAUUCCAGAACGGUCACUAUGACAAAUGCGUGUUCGCCCUUCGGGAGGAGAACAAGAGUGACAUGAACACUGUACUGAACUACAUCUUCUCUCAUGCUCAAGUCACCAAGAAGAAUCUUCUGGUCACAAUGCUUAUUGAUCAGUUGUGUGGCCGGGACCCCACUCUCACUGACGAGCUGCUGAAUAUCCUCACGGAGCUAACUCAACUCAGUAAGACCACCAAUGCUAAGGUGGCGCUCCGAGCACGCCAGGUUCUUAUUGCCUCCCAUUUGCCAUCAUAUGAGCUUCGCCAUAACCAAGUAGAGUCUAUCUUCCUAUCAGCUAUUGACAUGUACGGACAUCAGUUUUGCAUUGAGAACCUGCAGAAACUCAUCUUGUCCGAAACGUCAAUUUUCGAUGUCCUGCCAAACUUCUUCUAUCACAGCAACCAGGUCGUGAGGAUGGCAGCUCUGGAGGUGUAUGUUCGAAGGGCUUAUAUUGCCUAUGAACUUAACAGUGUACAACACCGCCAGCUUAAGGACAACACCUGCGUGGUGGAAUUCCAGUUCAUGCUGCCCACAUCUCAUCCAAACAGAGGGAACAUCCCCACGCUAAACAGAAUGUCCUUCUCCUCCAACCUCAACCACUAUGGCAUGACUCAUGUAGCUAGUGUCAGCGACGUGCUACUGGACAACUCAUUCACUCCACCGUGUCAGCGGAUGGGCGGAAUGGUCUCUUUUCGGACUUUUGAAGAUUUUGUCAGGAUCUUUGAUGAAGUGAUGGGCUGCUUCUGUGAUUCCCCACCCCAAAGCCCCACGUUCCCUGAGGCAGGUCACACAUCUCUAUAUGAUGAAGACAAGAUCCCCAGGGAUGAACCAAUUCACAUUCUGAACGUGGCUAUCAAAACUGACUGUGAUAUCGAGGAUGACAGGCUAGCAGCUAUGUUCCGAGAGUUUACCCAGCAAAAUAAAGCUACCCUGGUUGAGCAUGGGAUCCGGCGCCUUACUUUCCUGGUUGCACAAAAGGAUUUCAGAAAACAGGUCAACUAUGAGGUGGAUCAGAGAUUUCAUAGAGAAUUCCCUAAGUUUUUCACAUUCCGAGCAAGGGAUAAGUUUGAGGAAGAUCGAAUCUACCGUCACCUGGAGCCUGCCCUAGCUUUCCAGUUAGAGCUGAACCGGAUGAGAAAUUUUGACCUUACUGCCAUCCCAUGUGCUAAUCACAAGAUGCACCUGUACCUUGGAGCAGCCAAGGUGGAAGUGGGCACAGAAGUGACAGACUACAGGUUCUUUGUCCGUGCAAUCAUCAGGCAUUCUGAUCUGGUCACCAAGGAAGCUUCCUUUGAAUAUCUACAAAAUGAAGGGGAGCGGCUGCUCCUAGAAGCCAUGGAUGAGUUGGAGGUCGCUUUUAAUAAUACAAAUGUCCGGACUGACUGCAACCACAUCUUCCUCAACUUUGUGCCUACAGUCAUCAUGGACCCUUCAAAGAUUGAGGAGUCUGUGCGGAGCAUGGUAAUGCGCUAUGGAAGUCGGCUGUGGAAGUUACGUGUCCUCCAGGCAGAACUGAAAAUCAACAUUCGCCUGACACCAACUGGAAAAGCAAUUCCCAUCCGCCUCUUCCUGACAAACGAGUCUGGCUAUUACUUGGACAUCAGCCUGUACAAGGAAGUGACUGACUCCAGGACUGCACAGAUCAUGUUUCAGGCAUACGGAGACAAACAGGGACCAUUACAUGGAAUGUUAAUCAACACUCCAUAUGUGACCAAAGACCUGCUUCAAUCAAAGAGGUUCCAGGCACAGUCCUUAGGGACAACAUACAUAUAUGAUAUCCCAGAGAUGUUUCGGCAGUCCCUGAUCAAACUCUGGGAGUCUAUGUCCACUCAAGCAUUCCUUCCAUCACCCCCUCUGCCUUCAGACAUGCUGACGUACACUGAGCUUGUGUUGGAUGAUCAAGGUCAACUGGUCCACAUGAACAGGCUUCCAGGAGGAAAUGAGAUUGGCAUGGUAGCUUGGAAAAUGACCCUUAAAAGUCCAGAAUAUCCAGAAGGCCGAGAUAUCAUUGUUAUUGGCAAUGAUAUCACAUACCGAAUUGGGUCCUUUGGCCCCCAGGAGGAUUUGCUGUUUCUCAGAGCUUCUGAGCUUGCCAGGGCAGAGGGCAUCCCACGCAUCUAUGUAGCAGCCAACAGUGGAGCAAGAAUUGGACUGGCAGAGGAAAUUCGUCACAUGUUUCACGUAGCCUGGGUAGAUCCUGAGGAUCCUUACAAGGGAUACAAAUAUUUAUAUCUGACCCCUCAAGAUUAUAAGAGAGUCAGUGCUCUCAACUCUGUCCAUUGUGAACACGUGGAGGAUGAAGGAGAAUCCAGGUACAAGAUAACCGAUAUUAUUGGGAAGGAAGAGGGACUUGGAGCAGAGAACCUUCGAGGUUCUGGAAUGAUUGCUGGAGAAUCCUCGUUGGCCUAUGAUGAGAUCAUCACCAUUAGCCUGGUUACGUGCCGGGCCAUUGGGAUUGGGGCUUACCUUGUCCGACUGGGACAGAGAACCAUCCAGGUUGAAAAUUCUCACUUAAUUCUGACAGGAGCUGGGGCCCUCAACAAAGUCCUCGGAAGGGAAGUAUACACCUCCAAUAACCAGCUCGGGGGCAUCCAGAUCAUGCAUAACAAUGGGGUGACCCACAGCACUGUCUGUGAUGACUUUGAAGGGGUGUUCACUGUCCUGCACUGGCUGUCCUACAUGCCGAAGAGUGUACACAGUUCAGUUCCUCUCCUGAAUUCCAAGGAUCCUAUAGAUAGAGUCAUCGAGUUUAUUCCCACAAAGACUCCAUAUGAUCCUCGCUGGAUGCUGGCAGGCCGUCCCCACCCAACCCAGAAAGGUCAGUGGUUGAGUGGAUUUUUUGACUAUGGCUCUUUCUCGGAGAUCAUGCAGCCCUGGGCACAGACUGUGGCAGUUGGCAGAGCCAGGCUAGGAGGAAUACCCGUGGGAGUAGUUGCCGUGGAAACCCGAACCGUGGAACUAAGUAUCCCAGCUGAUCCUGCAAACCUGGAUUCUGAAGCCAAGAUAAUCCAGCAGGCUGGCCAGGUUUGGUUCCCAGAUUCUGCAUUUAAGACCUAUCAGGCUAUCAAGGACUUCAACCGUGAAGGGCUGCCUCUGAUGGUCUUUGCCAACUGGAGAGGCUUCUCUGGUGGGAUGAAAGAUAUGUACGACCAAGUGCUGAAGUUUGGCGCUUACAUCGUGGAUGGCUUACGGGAGUGCUCGCAGCCUGUGAUGGUUUACAUUCCUCCACAGGCCGAGCUCCGGGGUGGCUCCUGGGUCGUGAUUGACCCCACCAUCAACCCGCGGCACAUGGAGAUGUAUGCUGACCGAGAAAGCAGGGGAUCAGUUCUGGAGCCAGAAGGGACAGUAGAAAUCAAAUUCCGCAGAAAGGAUCUGGUGAAAACCAUGCGUCGGGUGGACCCCGUCUACAUCCACUUGGCUGAGCGAUUGGGCACCCCCGAGCUAAGCGCAGCUGAGCGGAAGGAGCUGGAGAGCAAGCUGAAGGAGCGGGAGGACUUUCUCCUUCCCAUUUACCGCCAGGUGGCCGUGCAGUUUGCUGACUUGCACGACACACCGGGCCGGAUGCAGGAGAAGGGUGUUAUCAACGACAUCCUGGAUUGGAAGACAUCCCGUACCUUCUUCUACUGGAGGCUGAGGCGUCUCUUGCUGGAGGACCUGGUCAAGAAGAAAAUUCACAACGCCAACCCCGAGCUGACCGACGGCCAGAUCCAGGCCAUGUUAAGGCGCUGGUUUGUGGAAGUGGAAGGGACAGUGAAGGCCUAUGUUUGGGACAACAACAAGGAUCUGGUGGAAUGGCUGGAGAAGCAGCUGGCAGAGGAAGAUGGCGCUCGCUCGGUAAUAGAGGAGAACAUCAAGUAUAUCAGCAGAGACUACGUCCUCAAGCAGAUCCGCAGCUUGGUACAGGCCAAUCCAGAGGUUGCCAUGGAUUCCAUCGUCCACAUGACCCAGCACAUCUCGCCCACUCAGCGAGCAGAAGUCGUUCGGAUCCUCUCCACAAUGGACUCCCCGUCAACGUAGGAAGAGCUUCCUGCCCACCCCUGCCCUGCCUCCGGAGAAAAGGGCUAGAGCUGCCUUUCACACCUGAAGCCGCUGUAAUUAGAAGGCACACGAGACCAGCACUGGAAUCAAAGUGGCAUUUUGCUUCCCCUCGAUGUUUUCAGGUUACGCAUGACAUACUGGGACGUAGGGUCACAAGCCCCCACUCCAGCCCACCAGUCACACCUACCCCGUUCAGUAUUUAUUAUUACCCUGGCUGUGACGGCAGUCCUCUCUCCCUGCCCAGGACCUAAGAAGGCAAUGACGGGUACAAGCACCUACCAAGAGGUCUUACCACACGCCAGCAGGGCCACCCUCCUGUCCUGACCGCCCCUUGGUCUGGCCCCGGGAAGUGGGAGCUGUUGCCAGGCAGUCAGCAGCCCGCGCUCGCCCCUGGCCCUGUGAGCCUGCAGCCACCGGCAGCAGAGGAGGGCCCGGGCUGAGGCCAUAGGCCCAGCACCAGGCGUGGGGAGAGGAGGAAGCCUCGGGUCUGUUGCUUCUUACCCCACACUCAGCCCGGUCCACACCAGGCACCCAGCUUGUGAAGAAAAAUUAGAGCAUGAACUCUGCAAGCUCCAUGGAACUCAAAGAUGAGGGCAAAACCGCGACCCCGGAAGCAGAGAAAGCGGAGACCCAGUCACUGUCGUCGAUUUAGGGGCCUCGCCCUGGGGCUCCCUUCUCAGAACAAGCGCAGAGACGGUUGACCCACUGCCCCGUGUGCCGCUGCUCGGCUAGCUGAGAUGCCCGGGGGCCCCACUGGCAGUACCGUAGCCCGAGUGGGCAGAGGAGGACCCAGGGGAGCUGCCCUUCCCGUCACUGAUGGAAAGUAGUCACCAUGCGACAGCGAGAGCGGGCCAGCCAGUCUCCCUUUUUAGGACGCGGGAGGUUGUUACUGUUAAGCCUGGAGCUUUGAUAGUUACAGGAGGUUAACGGUGCCUACAGGGCCAUCGUCUGUGUUUCUGGGGCCACUCUUCUAGCAGCUGACACUCUUACUUUGGGUCUCGUCUCUUCCUUGAAUGUACACAGGCACAGCCGGUCUCCCCACAGCCACGGAAAGGAGCCCUGGUGACAUCAGUGCUCUCGGCGCUGGGAACUGGCCUUCCCCGCUUUGGGGAGGCUUCCAGGGAACACAGAAUCCAUGUGACCUUAAGGUUAUCCACAAGCCCAUCAUGGUGCUGCUGUCUCCCAGGCCCACGGGGCCCUCCCUGGCCUCCUCACGGGUGAUGGAGCGUUCAUUCAAGGAGAGAGCUCACCGACCCCCCGCCGGUGUUCCUAAAGCAAGAGUGCCAGGUGGUCAGGGCUGGGGUGGCACCCGGCUACCCCAGUGCAGCAUCCGGUUCCUGCAGUGCAGCUGAUUGCAUUUAGCAGCAUUUGUCACUGAUGACCAAGGGGGAAAUCACUAAGACGUCUGAGAAGCAGCAGUAUGAACACUUCCGUACGAGCUACGGUUCUGAGCCUUAACCCUACAGUUCACGCACAAGAAAGAGCUCCACUCCUCUCCUCGGGAACUGUUUGUGCAGAUGGGCACCGUGCGGCUGGAUGGGUUGCCACCUGCCCCCAGGAGCCUGGAGCCUCGGCCCGGCUGCCCUGCUGCGGGGGUUCGGCGCCGUCCAAGCCAGGAAGGGCGGGAGAAGGUGGGGAACAAUUUUCAGUCCAGGAAGCACGUCCACUGUUGCUGGUGUUCGCUUACCCAGUAAGCGUGGACUCACCUUUGACCAGAUAAUUCCUCUGCACUUUUUACAAUAAAUAAAAUUCCACACACCUGCAGGUGGUGUGGAGUCCUGUGCUUGCCCUGGCAUUCCUUCGGGGCAGAGGGCGGGUGACACUUGUUUACCUCCCCCCAGCCCCCAACAAAAUUAUGACACAUUAAAGGAAUACAUUUAGUCUCUAGAACUUGGCCACGCUCACCACCACCCCCAUCCCCAGGGCGCCUCACUUUAGGUCUUACCUGGACAGGGCCCUUUCCUAUGGAGAAGUCAGGAAGAGACACGGCCCAUCACACACACGAGGUCACCAAGGCAGGAGGAGGGUGAGCGAUGUAUCAGCUGAGACUCGCCUGAGCUAGGAUCACCAUGUUGUCCGCUCACUUCGGUCACAAAGCAGCCUUCACUUGUCUUACUGAGCAUUCGAUGUACGCACAGCCUGAUGAGCAAGGAGCUUCAGUCAAAUGUAUUCGUUUCAUGUUUUGUUGAAAUAAACCUCCACGUUUGUAGAUGA